Molecule: messenger RNA, 461 nt
Organism: Haemorhous mexicanus (house finch)
Lineage: Eukaryota; Metazoa; Chordata; Aves; Passeriformes; Fringillidae
Gene: RPS19
Product: ribosomal protein S19
Biological process (GO): ribosomal small subunit assembly; translation
Cellular component (GO): ribosome; cytosolic small ribosomal subunit
Molecular function (GO): structural constituent of ribosome; RNA binding
Source: RefSeq, a predicted model, not a curated record
AUGCCCGGUGUGACGGUGAAGGACGUGAACCAGCAGGAGUUCGUGAGGGCGCUGGCGGCUUUCCUCAAGAAGAAGCUGAAGGUGCCCGACUGGGCCGACACGGUGAAGUUGGCCAAGCACAAGGAGCUGGCGCCCUACGACGAGAACUGGUUCUACACGCGGGCAGCCUCCACAGCCCGUCACCUGUACCUGCGGGGCGGGGCGGGCGUGGGCUCCAUGGCCAAGGUGUACGGCGGCCGGCAGCGCCGCGGGGUCCGGCCCAGCCACUUCAGCCGCGCUCGGGCGCCCGUGGCCAGGAGGGUGCUGCAGGCCCUGGAGGCGCUCAAGGUGGUGGAGAAGGACCAGGACGGGGGCCGGAAGUUGACUCCACAGGGGCAGCGGGACCUGGAUCGCAUCGCUGGCCAGGUGGCUGCUGCCAGCAAGAAGCACUGAGGGAGCCAAUAAAUCAUUUCCCCCCCAAA